Molecule: messenger RNA, 6949 nt
Organism: Anguilla anguilla (European eel)
Lineage: Eukaryota; Metazoa; Chordata; Actinopteri; Anguilliformes; Anguillidae
Product: TNF receptor-associated factor 2-like
Exons: 12
Coding region: 717-2444 (575 amino acids)
Biological process (GO): protein K63-linked ubiquitination; regulation of apoptotic process; tumor necrosis factor-mediated signaling pathway
Cellular component (GO): cytoplasmic side of plasma membrane; plasma membrane signaling receptor complex; cytosol
Molecular function (GO): zinc ion binding; tumor necrosis factor receptor binding; ubiquitin protein ligase binding
Source: RefSeq, a predicted model, not a curated record
UUCCCCCGACUAACACCUUAUUGAAUCCUAGGAAGUCCUCAGAAAACGGGUUGAUACUGACAGCGCGGGGAUUAUAAAGCGAAGGCCAAGCAGCUGAAAUUAGUCAUUCUUCCAGUAACUUAUCUUUUUCCUUGUUGGCAUGUUACGAAAAUUAGCUAAAACGGAAGUAACAGCUAAACUUUCAAUGUCACAAUAACAUUUUUUCUCCAGUGACGCAAAGAAAUUGCAACUGCUAGUACUGUCUAGUUGGCUAGGUCUAUCAAGCUAACGGUCCUGUGAAAUAGCGGUGUUUGUUCACUGCAAAGAAGCAAAAGCUUUUGUUUUGUUUUUUAUUUUAUCCACCAUCUUUGAAGGAAGACAUUUAUUAGCGGGAACUAUUAACGUAUACGGACGCUUGACAGAUCACAGGGAUAGUUAAGGCGUUAACUAACAAACGUUUCUCGGGUAACGUUAUUUAGCACUCUAGCUAACAUCUUUGUGUUGUCUCGUCAAGCUAGCAGCUAGGUGCCACAUCCAGUCCGACGCUGAGCUGUACCUUUUCGGUAAACACUAGUAUCACCCAUCACCAUCAGCAACGUUAGCUUGCUAACCGACGUUGGAAUGAAUCGAAACUAGUGGCAUAGACUAGCGCCGCUAUCAAAGGGAAGGUCCGUCUUCUUUUCCUUCUGCACAGAUGACGCCGUUCCAACCCUGGUCACGUUUGUGUUGGGAAAAUAAUGGCAGCGCAGGAACCAUCACCACCCUCAUCACUGGAAGGCAACAAACCCGGAUUUCCGAAGAAGAUUUUGGCCAACAAGCUUGAAGAUAAACACCUGUGUAACUGUUGUCAGAAAAUUUUAAGAAGACCAUUUCAAGCCCAAUGCGGUCACCGUUUUUGUUCAUAUUGUUUUAAUAAAACUGUUAGUUCUGGGCCGCAAAAAUGUGGUGCUUGUAUUAAGGAAGAUAUAUUUGAAGAUCCAACAUCUAUUCUAAAGCAAGGCUGUGCGUUCCCUGACAAUGCAGCCCGGAGAGAAGUGGAGGCUCUGGCUGCCGUUUGUCCCAACGAAGGAUGCACCUGGAAAGGCAACAUUAAAGAAUACGAGCUGAACCACGAAGGCAAAUGUGAAUUCAUGAUCAUCCCCUGCCCGUCAUGCAAAGAACUCAUAAGAUUUAACGAGCAGGAACGUCACAACGAACGCGAGUGUCCAGAACGAACCCUGAAUUGCAAGUACUGCAAAGAGCCAUUUCAUUUUAAGAACAUAAAGGCUCAUGAUGAGAUAUGUCCAAAGUACCCUAUGAUAUGUGAAGGUUGUGCAAAGAAAAAAAUUCCCAGAGAGAAGUAUGUAGACCAUAUUAAGUUCUGUAGUAAAUUUAGAGCUCCGUGCAGAUUUCAUGUCGUUGGGUGUGAUAUGUCGGUGGAGAAGGAGAAGAUCCACGACCACGAGCGCGCCUGCUCCUACGAGCACCUGAACCUGCUGCUGCACUACAUCAUGGGCCUGAAGGUGAACUUGGAGGCCCUGCAGCCCCAGAGCUUGGAGCUGGCCAGCCACAAGGUGCACGAGCUGCACCAGUCCCUGCGGGACCUGGAGGUGAAGCUGGGGCAGCUGAGCACGCAGACGCCUCCCGCGCAGGGAGCCUGCGGCCCCGCCCCCGCCCCCUGCCCCGCCCCGCUGCCCACCUCCUUCACCCCGGUGCUGCCCAGCGCGGUGGGCGCCGCCCUGGAGCUGCAGCUGCACGGCGAGAAGACCAAGGUGGCCGAGCUGAGCCGGCGCUGCCAGGACCUGGAGCUGAAGGUGGGCACCUUCGAGAACAUCGUGUGCGUGCUCAACCGCGAGGUGGAGCGCUCGUCCACCACGCUGGACGCCAGCAACCGCCAGCACCGCCUGGACCAGGACAAGAUCGAGAGCCUCAGCAACAAGGUGCGACAGCUGGAGAGGACGGUGGGCCUGAAGGACCUGACCAUCGCGGAGAUGGAGGGGAGGAUGAGGGAGAUGUCGGCCGCCACCUACGACGGCGUCUUCAUCUGGAGGAUCUCCGACUUCACCAAGAAGAGGCAGGACGCCAUCGCCGGACGCGCGCCGGCCAUGUUCUCUCCAGCAUUUUACACCAGUAAAUAUGGCUACAAGAUGUGCCUGCGGAUUUACCUGAAUGGGGACGGGACAGGGCGUGGCAGUCACCUGUCCCUGUUCUUCGUGGUGAUGCGGGGACUGAGCGAUGCUCUGCUCAAGUGGCCCUUUAACCAGAAGGUAACGCUGAUGCUGCUGGACCAGAACAACCGCGAGCACGUCAUCGACGCCUUCCGGCCCGACGUCACCUCCUCCUCGUUCCAGCGACCCGUGAGCGAGAUGAACAUCGCCAGCGGCUGCCCGCUCUUCUGCCCGCUCUCCAAGCUGGACUCCAAGAACUCCUACAUCCGCGACGACACCAUCUUCAUCAAGGCCAUCGUGGACCUGACGGGCCUGUAGCCGCUAGAACCACCCCCCCCACCCCCCCAUCCCCCUUGUCCGCGCGCGCCGGACCGCCCUCGCCCGCCGCGCAGCGCUCGCUCUCGGCCGCCUCGCCCGAGAAGUCGCGCGGGGCGCCUGACGCGUGUGGCGAAGGCCCCGCCCCAUCACGGCCGCGCGACGCAAGCCGCUCUUAAGUGUUCGCUGCGUGUCAUGACGCUUCCGUGGCCGCUGUCGCUUUGCUUCGGCUCACCAGCAGGAGGCGGUGUGGUGCCGUUAAUAACGCAGGGAGGUUGUGCCGCUUUGAAUUAUCCAUCAGAAGCAGGUAGACUUUGUAUGUAGUACAUAGCUGCUUACCAAUCUGUAUUUUUCAUUUGCUUCAGAACUACACAGUUUUUUGUGCACUUCUUGUGCUCUAGAACGUUCCACAAAGAAACGUGACGUGAAGGUCUGACCUUCCGAGUAAAACCUUUGUGGGAAGACAAGUCAGACGUGCUAGAGGCUUGUAAAAUACUGUUUUCAUGGUGGAAAAUGUCUGUUCCUCUCUUGUCAGUGGGGUAGGCUGUGUUUGUAGUUGUGCCGUAGUUCAGUUAGCCUCGCCUGCAGUAUACGCAGCUGUUGCUGCGGUCUUCGCAGUAAAUAGGAGUGAGACUUCAGUACGCUCGCCGCUUGGUGUGUUCUCAUGCUUUUGGGCCCUUGCUCCCGUGGAAUAACCUGCCGCUUGGUCAUUUGUGUGCGCUAACUUAAUUUUGAGUGAAUUUGCAUAGACAGACGUGGAGUUAUAACAAUAAGACGACGCGCGUUUAUUUGACCUUUUUCGCGAUUAAUCCCCGCUAUUUUGCGAUGCCUGGGGUUUCUCAGACGGUGUGCAACUCAAAGUCUUCUCGCGUUCCCCCCCCCCCCCCCCCUUUUUGGGCUGUGCGUGCCUCUGAUCUCAAAUCCUGUGUUUUUUCAUUUGGUAAUUAUUUGUAGUGGUGGACAUUGCUUUGAAUUCCACGAAUCAAAGUACAGUAUUUGGAUUUAUUGCGGCCUUGUUGUGGUGUGUGAAGUGUCUGGUAGUCCGUUUUUUAAGGUCUCCCCUUUUUGCGAUGUUAGUCUGCAUGUUGGAUCUGUGGAAGAUACACUCAAGUUAGAGACAGAUCAUUGUUCGUUUUUUCCAGUGAAAACACUGAAUCGCCGAGAGCGAUCGAGCCCUGUCGACGAAUAAGCCCCUUCGCUAUCGAUAGCGUGACCGCGACACUAGAAUUGGCCCUUGGCUAAUAGGCUACGUGUACAGCGCCACUUCUUUGUGGUGGAGAUGGCCUGUGGAUAAAGGCCUCAGAAAGUUCCGGAUUUUAGUGAUUUAGGCCUUAAAAAAAAAGGUUUCAUAAAGCCGUGUUAUAGCUGCAAUCAUGACGCGUUACAAGGCUUCUCCGGUUCCCCGGAUGUGCAGAGCAGGUUCUCGAUCUCGGUGUGUGUUCUCUUGUUUGCCGGUGAAUACUUCCAGAAGGAAAGGCCUUCGUCUGUUAGGCCGACACCGAAGGUCGCGUUCGAUCCAGCCUGUCUUUAAAUCAGCCGUGAUUACAUAUUGAAACUCUCUGUGCAUGGGAAGUUUCUCUUGUGGAAAAAUAGCAGAUUAUUAGCGAAGCUAAACAUAUUUCAUUUCCUUUUCCUUUGAGAACUGGGAAGCUUAUAAGCACACUGACUGUAUGGCGCUUUUUAAGGUGACUGUGCUGUAUUGCUUAUUUUGAUUAAACGUAAGCAGAUGCGUAUGUGUAAUAUAACGAUAAAGCCUAUGCACUUUUAACAACUGCCGUAUUCUGUCAGUAUAUAAUGCUGUAUUUGAUAAUUAUUAAUGCUAUGUCUAUUCAGUUAUGAUAGAUUCUAUUAAUUAAUGAUAUUGGUACUAUUAUGCGCUGGUUUAAAAACAGGUUUGGGUUUAUUUGGCCGCAGCAGCAAUCCCACACAAAAGGCCCUCUUGAAAGAACAGGAAGUGACCUCAUUCUUUUCUUCCGUGUUGUUUUUACGAAAUCGUUCAUCGUACGGCUCACGCACUCGAAAGGAUUAGCAAAAUCCACAAGGAUCCAUCUAAAAUAGUUUGAUCGUUCGAUGAGGUAUAGAUUUUUUUUCAAUAAAGUAUUUCUGCGUGUUGGUCGUUUUUGGCCCAAACGAUGGCUAAAAUAACUGUGUAAAUAUUGUUUCAGAUCAAAGGGGGCGUAUAAUCCGACCUCUGUGAUGCUUUGUAAUUACUUUGGUGAGGAAUUCAAGCAAGCAUUUCACUUAAAAUUGGUAAAAACAGUAUUGUCGUGUAUGAUGUGAAGAAACGUAAUGCUUGAACUCUACCCAAAUUCAAAGCUGCAGAGAAGGGGUCAUAGUUCAAAGACCCCUCUAAAUAAUUUCAUGAAAAAACAGAAGACAUGCUACUAAGUGCAUCCGCAUGUAAUGGUCUGUCCAUGAUCAGUAUUGUUUAUGUAUUAUCAAAAAGAAGUGUGCUUAAAUUUAAUGUGCGAUACUGUGACUGUGUUAGUUCUGCAUAGCAUUUUUAUUAAUCCCAUUCUUUAACCAACCAGAUUGGAUAUGCACCAUAGGACAGGCUGCGUCCUUGUGUUUGCCUGGUUCAGCCUACGUGUUAUUCACAAUUGUAACCCAGUCUUUACAAGUGAUAUUCUGAUUGUCGUCUUGUACGUCAUGAGAUUUGUUGUUUCAGUGCUAAGGUGUCCUGAGUAGCCGUAAAUUGUACUAUACUCAAAUUACAUUUAAAGAAAAGUAGUUAAGCAUGCUUAUACACUAAAUCUUAGAGCGCACAAGUUAUGCUAACUCAUUUUGGUGUUUUAUUUAGUUGUAUAACAGAUGGCAGUCAUUUGCUGCCUGUAUUUAGUACGUAAUGAGAGGUAUAGCCUGCUGGCACUGCUCAUUUUCAUAAUCUGUGAACAGAAAUGCUUUGUGCGCACCUUUUAAAAAUUGUAGCAUUUCCUGAAGAUGCAGGCUUGUUUUCCUCAUGACCAAUUCAUUUUUGGUGUAGUGUAUAACUGUGAAACCCCAUACAAAACUCAUAAUGUGAAUGUUCCUGUAUUAUUUACCCUUUAUUAUAAAAGUGUUAAAUUGUAACCAAUUAGCAUGUGUGUGUACCAUCUGUUUCUUAUUCAUCACAGCUUUUUAUUUUGUAUUCAUGAUUUUUCUAUCCAGGGGAGUCCCAUUGAUACAGAAAUCUAUAUUGCAAUGGCCAAGAAAUAUUAUGUUAAGUAAUGUUGCCCAAACUGCAGAUACGUAUGUCUUUGCAGGUGUCGGGUAGACCAUGAAUAUUAUCUGGCCGUGCUUAAAAUGUGAUUUCAAAAUUGGUAAAGCGUGGAGUGAGAAACUGUAGAUUCUUUCAAAGCUUUUGACUGUGUAAUAGUGGGAAGUAAUUUGCAAUCAAAUGAAAACCGCCAAGCCCGGGGCCUCCAAGGUAGCGCAUCCUGUUGAGUAAUUUGUGCUUUGUGUAACGACAAACCCUUUGGCACCCCAAAACAUCUCCCACAGAAGGGAGGUCUGGGUAAUUAGGGUCACCCGUCACCCGCACCCCUACUCCGCUCUUUUUACAGUGGUAGGACAGUCAAUUUGACUACAGCUGUCCUACCAUAACCUAUAACACCAUCCUGCCUGGAUAGAAGCACCAGGUUUUCAGUUGCUGAUUGGUCGAUGGGUCCGAGUUCUGAUUGAAUCUCAGACUUGGUGGUCAGCAGUUGUAAGGAAUGGACUUCAGUGUGAAAUUAGGCAACCCAAUUUUCAAGCUUAUAAGGCCUGGCAAGAAAGUCAUGUCUGCGUCUGCCUGUAAUACCUUUAAUUCUGCUCUGAUAAAUGUAUUCAACUACUAUAUUUAAAAUACAAGGUUCUCAGUUAAAAAAGUUUAAAAAGUGCCUGUCCAGUUUUUUUUUUUCUUUUCAAUCUUGCAUUUUGUUUAAAACCUCCCAAUGGCAUUCAUAAAUGUUUGUUUAUACAUGUUUGGUGACACAUUUGUAAGCAACUUCAUGCAGUGACUUCAGUUCUUAAAAACGUGUCUAAAUUUGGUUGUAUACUAUACUGGACAGCACUGUCACUGGCGUGGAAUGCCAAUUUCACUAUUGUGCGUUUGCAUAAACUUGUUCAGUUUCACUUGUCACCAGUUUAUAUAGGCUAUGUAGCACUGCAUGUUUUAGAACGAUCUAAGCUUACGGUCUUCUGAACUGAGUUCAGACUAGCAGCUGUGUCCACCAUGUUUUACCUGUGAAUUUGUUCCAUGUUGUAUGUUCUUUAUGUCAGUGAAUCAAUCCCUACCCCGUUUAGCUAUCUUUUGUCUUUGUGCUGCUUGAUUCAAAUGGGUUCUUAUUGAUUAGCAGUGAUUGUGUUGAAGUUGCUAAUUUGCUGUGUUCUGCUUUCAGUCAUUUUGGCUGUUAAUCUUGACUGAAUGUAUCAUUAGUAAAACCUUCACAGUUGUAUACACUUUGAAUGUAUCUAAUUCAGACUUAAAUUUAGUUCAGAUUGAUGCAUGGCUCUUGUGUAUUUCAAUAAAUAGUAUUAACUGAAACUAA